Selaginella moellendorffii is the source of this 504-nucleotide messenger RNA. Its product is annotated as probable RNA 3'-terminal phosphate cyclase-like protein. The transcript is spliced from 3 exons. The record is from RefSeq and is a predicted model, not a curated record. Lineage: Eukaryota; Viridiplantae; Streptophyta; Lycopodiopsida; Selaginellales; Selaginellaceae. Bases 1 to 453 code for a protein of 150 amino acids. Gene Ontology annotation, biological process: endonucleolytic cleavage of tricistronic rRNA transcript (SSU-rRNA, 5.8S rRNA, LSU-rRNA). Gene Ontology annotation, cellular component: nucleolus. Gene Ontology annotation, molecular function: RNA endonuclease activity.
AUGGUUUAUCCCACCGUGGUUGCCAAAAUUUUCAUCUUGCUUCCUUUGUCAUGGCACAGAUCUCCGGGCUAUGGGAUCUCACUGGUGGCAGAAACGACCACCGGCUGCAUUUUAAGCUCCGAGAGCGCGGCUACGCAUUCAGAAGCAUCCGAGCUCCAGCUUCCAGAGGACCUGGGGACGCAAGCAGCCAUGUCCUUGCUACAGGAAAUAAAGCUGGGAGGAGUUGUAAAUUCAACUCACCAGGGUUUGCUGUUCAUCCUCUGUGCUCUGUGCCUGGAAGAUGUUUCCAAAGUCAGGGUUGGUAAGCUCUCUUCUUACAGUAUCAAGACGCUGCAACACAUCAAAGAAUUCCUGGGAGUGCAGUUUAGUAUCAAGCCUAACCCAGUGACAGGCACGGUUCUACUUACGUGCAUUGGAAGUGGCUUCCAAAAUCUCUACAGGAAAGUUUCAUGAGUCACUGGGGCCAUAGCUCUAACAAAAGGAAACCGAAUCAGUUACAUGGAA